CUCCUCCAUUGUUGACCCGUUAAUCGCACACAAAGCGCGCCAUCCUCCUCUCCCACACCUUCGCCCUCCUGGCGAGGCGAGAUCCGACCAUCCACGACGCCGUUCGCUGCUGUUCGUCGUCUUUUUCUUCUUCUUCUUCUCUUCCAUGCGGAGGCGGCUCAGCUAGCACAUGCCACACAGAGCAGCGGAGGCGUCUUCUCCGGGGAGCAUGUCGAGGGCGAUGCAGUGCUUCGGUUUCGCGGCCUGGGAGAGGGAGGAGCGGCGGGGCCGGUCGGCGGCGUCCGUGGUGGCGGCGACGACGCGGUCGCUGUCGGCGCGGUCCAACAGCAGCACGUCGACGGACCGCGACGCGCGGCGGUCGGGGUCGGAGUGCUCCCUCAACGUGUCGUCGGAGAUCAGCGCCGAGUCGUUCGGCCGGUACCGGCAGCUGUCGCUGCCGCAGCGGUCGAACAACCUCCGCAUCUUCACCUUCCAGGAGCUCAAGAGCGCCACCCGGGGCUUCAGCCGCUCGCUGGUGCUCGGCGAGGGCGGCUUCGGCUGCGUCUACCGCGGCACCAUCCGCAGCGUCCUCGAGCCUCGCCGGAGCGUCGAGGUCGCCAUCAAGCAGCUCGGCCGGAAAGGCCUGCAGGGGCAUAAGGAGUGGGUGACGGAGGUGAACGUUCUUGGGGUGGUGGAUCAUCCGAACCUGGUGAAGCUCAUCGGCUACUGCGCCGAGGACGACGAGAGGGGGAUGCAGCUGCUGCUCGUCUACGAGUUCAUGCCCAACGGGAGCCUGGCGGAUCACCUGUCGUCGAGGUCGCCGAGGCCGGCGUCGUGGGCGAUGCGGCUCAGGGUGGCGCUCGACACCGCCCGCGGCCUCAAGUAUCUCCAUGAAGAAUCUGAAAUCAAGAUAAUAUUCCGCGAUCUGAAGCCUUCCAACAUUCUGAUCGAUGAGAACUGGAAUGCGAAACUGUCAGACUUCGGCUUGGCUAGAUUGGGACCUCAAGAAGGCAGCCAUGUCUCCACUGCUGUGGUGGGGACUAUUGGGUAUGCAGCUCCUGAGUAUAUCCAUACAGGACGCCUCAGCAGCAAGAACGACAUAUGGAGCUAUGGUGUGGUGCUCUACGAGCUCCUCACAGGCCGGCGACCUCUAGACCGGAACAGACCAAGGGGUGAACAGAACCUUAUAGAGUGGGUGAAGCCUUACUCUUCUGACGCCAAGAAGCUUGAAAUUAUAAUGGAUCCAAGGCUUGAAGGGAAGUACAGCUUGAAGUCAGCAGCCAAGCUUGCCUCAGUGGCAAACAAAUGCCUGGUACGCCAUGCUAGGCACCGCCCCAAGAUGAGCGAGGUGCUGGAGAUGGUGCAGAAGAUCAUCGACAGCAGUGAUCUCGGAACACCAGAGCAUCCCCUGAUCAGCAAGUCAAAAGAAUUGGUACGUGAUGAAAAGAAAAGAAAAGGGAUUGACCUGAAGAGAAGAUUUGCUGAUAUUAAAGCUGGGGAUCAGAGAUGGUUUACAUGGCAGAGAUGGAGACCCAAGCUUGUGAGAACACAAUGACACGGUAUCAAGAGAUAAAAUGUUUUCUGCACUCUAACUUGCUUAGUUAGUAGCAAAAACAGCAAGGGUGAAACGUCACCUGGUAUUGCCAUUUACAACACAA
Molecule: messenger RNA, 1637 nt
Organism: Oryza brachyantha (malo sina)
Lineage: Eukaryota; Viridiplantae; Streptophyta; Magnoliopsida; Poales; Poaceae
Product: serine/threonine-protein kinase PCRK1-like
Exons: 5
Coding region: 170-1534 (454 amino acids)
Biological process (GO): protein phosphorylation
Molecular function (GO): protein kinase activity; ATP binding
Source: RefSeq, a predicted model, not a curated record